GGGCCGGAUCUCCCCAAGCGGUUUCCGGAUUUAGGCGGUGACGCUAUCAGUCAUCAUCCCAAAGCCAAAAUACGCAUUAUUCAACGAAGAGUAGUAUACCAAGGAAACGAUGGGAAGGCCUCGUUUUCUGGCACUGGUUCUCAUGUCAGCCCUUGUCUUCCUCUCCUCCUCUCAGGGAUAUGGGAGAAGCAUUAGGGUGAUGAGGCAUUAUGGGAGGUGGCAUUCUCCUGAGCCUUUAGUACAUCAGGAAAAUUCAGGGAUAGAGAGGGAUAUGAUGGAGGUGGAGAUCGAUUAUAGAGAACCUGGAGCCAACACUAACCCAAGGAGUGGGAGAUUUCUCAAUUCUCCAACCUUACCUCCUGUUCCCUAAGCUUCAGCAUUAGCUCUCAGGAAGAAAUUAGCUUAGAUAAGAAUAAGCAGUGGGUGGGUUUCUCUUCUUAGAUGACCUCCUUUUUGCCGACAAAAUUGAAAGGAAUGGUGCAAUGUUUUUUAGGCCUGAGUUUCCUUCUCUUUUUUUUCCACAAAUAUAUGCUUCUCAUGGAGGUAUAUCUAGUCUCUAGGCCUUAUCUGCAUAUCAUCUGCCACCAUAUGUACCUUAAGCAAACUACGGCGAUUUAAUUAUCUUUAUCUUUUAAUUACUAAUAUAAAAACAUUGCUUGUCUUUUUUAU
Molecule: messenger RNA, 669 nt
Organism: Elaeis guineensis (African oil palm)
Lineage: Eukaryota; Viridiplantae; Streptophyta; Magnoliopsida; Arecales; Arecaceae
Source: RefSeq, a predicted model, not a curated record